Messenger RNA from Loxodonta africana (African savanna elephant), 1861 nucleotides. RefSeq names its product G protein-coupled receptor 173 (gene GPR173). Gene Ontology annotation, biological process: G protein-coupled receptor signaling pathway. The coding region runs from base 729 to 1850 and encodes 373 amino acids. The record is from RefSeq and is a predicted model, not a curated record. Gene Ontology annotation, cellular component: plasma membrane. Gene Ontology annotation, molecular function: gonadotropin-releasing hormone receptor activity. NCBI's taxonomy places the organism in Eukaryota, Metazoa, Chordata, Mammalia, Proboscidea, Elephantidae. The transcript has a single exon.
UCGGCACUAUUUUGUUAAACUUUUGGUUCAGAGGUGUGUGUGUGUGUACAUACUGCGUUGUGAUGUGAAAUGUAUUUCUUACUAUGAGUGGCAUUCAAAAAAGUUUAAAGAACACAUUAGGGCUUUGUAAAGGGGAAGAAGGGCUGCAACAACAUCGCCACCUCACAGACCCACCAAUGGAAAAAACAGGUAACCGAAGCCAUCCAGAAAGAUGAAGCACCCUUACCCAGCAAAGAGAGGGUAGGACCAGGAGUGGGCCAAGGGCAGGGCUUGACACCAGCUGGGGAGUAAUUGGCAGGGGGGAGGGGCACACAGACACACUAACCCUGCUUUCUGUUUCUCCCUCACCUUUCCUUUCCAUUGUUUUUCACUGUCUCUUACUCUUGUCUCUCUCGCUCUUGCUCUCCUUGUCUCUCUGCUCUAACUCUCUCUUUAUCCCUCUACACUCAUCCCCUCCAUUUCUGUCUCAAUUUCUAACCAUUUAUAUCUUUGUUGCCAUUUUUCUAUCUUUUUGUUCUCUUUCUUUCCCACUGUCUCUAUGUCUGUCUGUGUUUUUCUCUCUCUGUCUCUUUCCUGCCCUCAUCUCUCUGUCUGUCUGUGUCUAUGUCUCCCCCAGUAUCCCUACUUGCAGGUGCAGCCCAGCAAGUUAGCUGAUGGAGUCUCACAGGGCCCCUGGAGUACCAGACUGGCUGACCCCAUAGGGUUGAGAGCAGCCUCUGCCCCUCAGUAUGGCCAACACCACUGGAGAGCCCGAGGAGGUGAGCGGCGCACUAUCCCCGCCAUCAGCAUCAGCUUAUGUGAAGCUGGUGCUUCUGGGAUUGAUCAUGUGUGUGAGCCUGGCGGGCAAUGCCAUCUUAUCCCUGCUGGUACUCAAGGAGCGAGCCCUGCACAAGGCUCCUUACUACUUUCUGCUGGACCUGUGCCUGGCCGAUGGCAUACGCUCUGCAGUUUGCUUCCCCUUCGUAUUGGCUUCUGUGCGCCACGGCUCCUCAUGGACCUUCAGUGCACUCAGCUGCAAGAUUGUGGCUUUUAUGGCCGUGCUCUUUUGCUUCCACGCGGCCUUCAUGCUCUUCUGCAUCAGCAUCACCCGCUACAUGGCCAUCGCCCACCACCGCUUCUAUGCCAAGCGCAUGACACUCUGGACAUGCGCAGCUGUCAUCUGCAUGGCCUGGACCCUGUCUGUAGCCAUGGCCUUCCCACCUGUCUUUGACGUGGGCACCUACAAGUUUAUCCGUGAGGAGGACCAGUGCAUCUUUGAGCAUCGCUACUUCAAGGCCAAUGACACGCUGGGUUUCAUGCUCAUGUUGGCUGUGCUCAUGGCAGCCACACACGCUGUCUAUGGCAAGCUGCUUCUCUUCGAGUAUCGUCACCGCAAGAUGAAGCCAGUGCAGAUGGUGCCAGCCAUCAGCCAGAACUGGACAUUCCAUGGCCCUGGGGCCACCGGUCAGGCUGCUGCCAACUGGAUCGCUGGCUUUGGCCGCGGGCCCAUGCCACCAACCCUGCUGGGUAUCCGGCAGAAUGGGCACACAGCUAGCCGACGGCUGCUGGGCAUGGACGAGGUCAAGGGCGAAAAGCAGCUGGGUCGCAUGUUCUAUGCAAUCACACUACUCUUCCUGCUCCUCUGGUCACCCUACAUCGUGGCCUGCUACUGGCGGGUAUUUGUGAAAGCCUGCGCUGUGCCCCACCGCUACCUGGCCACUGCUGUUUGGAUGAGCUUCGCCCAGGCUGCCGUCAACCCAAUCGUCUGUUUCCUGCUCAACAAGGACCUCAAGAAGUGCCUGAGGACUCACGCCCCCUGCUGGGGCGCAGGAGGUGCCCCGGUUCCCAGAGAACCCUACUGUGUCAUGUGAAACAGGCUGGA